This is a messenger RNA of Dendroctonus ponderosae (mountain pine beetle), 2238 nucleotides long. It is a transcript of the gene Capr, whose product is annotated as caprin homolog. Gene Ontology annotation, cellular component: cytoplasm. Bases 192 to 1709 code for a protein of 505 amino acids. The transcript is spliced from 6 exons. NCBI's taxonomy places the organism in Eukaryota, Metazoa, Arthropoda, Insecta, Coleoptera, Curculionidae. Gene Ontology annotation, molecular function: RNA binding. The record is from RefSeq and is a predicted model, not a curated record.
UGGCGGUUUCCGGUGCUGUCACCUUGUCGGCUAUCGGCUUUUUAAUGGAGUUUAGAAGUUUUCGGUUAGCAUCCAUUUGGUAGUGGAUUUUACAUCUGUUGAGCGAAAAGGGGCUUGUAAAUUGUUGCGGAACGUUUGAUUACCGCGACGAGCUUAGAUACAAGUCAGUAAUAGCGCUACAAGCAGCUAAAAUGCCUUCGGCAGCCAACGUGAAGAUUGAUAAGCCCGCUUCUUCGGCGGAAAAUGCUCUGCCCGAUAAUGGAAAUGGGGCUACCACACCACUUAGGCAAGCAAUUACGGUCAUUGAACAUAAAAUUAGAAAUCUAGAGAAACGGAAAGCCAAAUUAGAGUCGUAUCGAGAUCUGCAGAAUGCUGGAAAGGAAUUAAACUCUGAUCAGAAGACUGCGUUGGAAAAAAUCAAUGAGGUGGUAAUGACUUUGGAUUUUGCACGGGAUUUAUGUAAACAGUUCCUAGGAAUUGCAUCAACUACCGAGAAGGAUGCUAAGAAGCAGGCAAAGCGAGAUGCUUCGUUAAAAAGUCAGGCUGAAUUGGCCCGAUUAAGGGAGAUUCUUCUCGUCCAAGACGCUUUGCAUCAGAUGGGAAUCGAUCGAGUCCGGGAUGAUUUUUUGCAUGGACGAAACGGCGCUACUCAAUUAACAGAAGUGGACCUGAAGUUGCUGGAUGAGAUGUAUCCUGCUGUUACCCCCAAGCAUGAAGCUGGAAAUCCGACAUCAUUUACGAACGAAGUGCAGGCUGCUGCGGAACAUUUGUCGGCUGUGGUCGAUGGGAAACCGAAGGAUGCAUUUGGAGGAACUUACAGUCAAAUUAAAGAAGUUCUAGGCAAAAUUCAUGAGAGUGGAUACUUCGACCAAGCCCAAGGAAGCUUCCAGCCGGAAUUGGAAGCUGCAGAAGUAUCUAACGAGACAUUACCUGAGGAUCAAAUUGAAAACCAGAACGAAGUCAUCCUUGAUGUCCCGCUUGCAGGUAGUUCCCCGAUUGAGACUCUGACUAUCGAAGCUUCUAACCAUCCCGCUAUUCAUGGAUCCACACCCACUAGGGUUCCGCCAAUUCCCACGGAUCAGCCAAUUGUUCCCAUUAUCCCUCAUCAGGUCCCUGCAGUGCAACCUCAGCCUCAUUUGAUCGAUCCUGGUAAUGCGGUACAGCCUCACCAAUUGCCGCCAUCUCAAGAUCUGUUCUACCAACAACCGCCGCUUCCGCAGCAGCAGCCGCCGCCGCCAAGGCCCAUCGCUGAAAUGUUGGGUUCUGGAAAUUUCUUUUUCCUGCAGGAAUCGGAAAUUGACACUCCCGACCAAAUUCCCACCCAAACUUUCACAAACCAAUCGUUUGUGGUGCAACCGCCCCCCCCGAUCCCCAUGCCUGUUCAAUUCCAGCCGCCCCAAAUUUCCCCCGGUCAACUGCCGCCAGUAAGCCACCAGGGAACUGGCAACGACCCUGCUGUAGUGCAAAUGACUGGGCCAGGAAUCUCUAACGACGAAAUUAACUUGAACAAACCUCUCACGGAAGAGUUGGACAAGCAUUCUUUGGGCAGAGUCCAGAAUCGAGGUGCUGCGCCCCACAGCAACAACCAGCCUCAGUCUUUCUACAAUAACAAUGGAUAUAGUAAUAGAUCUUCUAAUAGGCCGAAUCAGCAACAUUCUAGAAACAAUGGAAUGCCACAGCACGGACGGUCCCAUACCAGCAGGCAAUAGAUUUCUUGGAUAUACUUGACAUUUGGCUGUUUUAGCAGAUCAGAACGUUAAAAGUGUUUACUUUAACGCUGAUCUGCUGACCAGUUUGACUUUUUCCGGGGUUGUAUGCUCAACGCAUUUUUUUCUGUUCAUGAUUGUUGAUGUAUUGCUCGUUGGAUCAACUAAAUCAUUUUGUUCUAGUCAUGGAAUAUCUAUGACAUAUUACUGCGGCUACUUGUCGAACUGGCCAUAUUUGAAUCAACAUGCAACUGUUCUUUGUUUUAUUUUUUUAUUGGAAACUACAAUUCUCAUUUAUCUCGAUGUGCCGGAAAAAUUGCUAUGUGGAUAAAACCAUAGAACAAACUUCUCCCAUUAGGGAGAAUGUAUCUAUUUCGUCUGUUUAUACUAAUCAAACGGAUGAGAUUGAUUCAUUUGUCUUUAGCGGUUAUUUUCUGUAAGAUUAAAUAGACUUUUUACCUUUCAGUAUACCUAACAUUAGAACAUUUCUCUAUGUUAUGAUUUAAAGGAAUUAAAAUAAUUUUGAAAGUAC